Ascoidea rubescens DSM 1968 is the source of this 4226-nucleotide messenger RNA. RefSeq lists its product as uncharacterized. The transcript has a single exon. The record is from RefSeq and is a predicted model, not a curated record. Bases 149 to 4156 code for a protein of 1335 amino acids. NCBI's taxonomy places the organism in Eukaryota, Fungi, Ascomycota, Saccharomycetes, Ascoideales, Ascoideaceae.
AUUCUCUUUUCUUUUCUUUUCUUUUCUUUUCUUUUCUUUCACUUCACUUCUUUCCAUUUCCAUUUUCUUUUUCUCUUCCUUUCUCUUUCCAUUUCAUUUCAUUUCCUGUUUCAUCUUUUUCUCACUCACCUCAUUUAAAUUGUUCAAAAUGUUCAAAAAAAUUUCAAACAACAACAACAGCAACUUGAACAACUUUAACAACUUGAAUAAUUUAAGUGAUCCCAACAAAAUGGUCUUCAACAACGACCAAAAGCUAUCAAAAACAUCAAAAACAUCAAAAUUAAAAUCAAAAUUAUCCUCCUCUUUUCUAAACCUCUCAAACUCUCUAAACAGCUUCAACAACUACCACCACUACAACCACAACAUCUACAAAAAUCUAAACCACUCCUCUCACAUCACUCGCUCUACUACUACUGCUUAUGCAAAGCGAACCAUAAAAUAUACAUCAAAUCCCAUAAAUAAUAAUAAUCAACCCCAUUCUUUCACUCAUUCUCAUGAUAAAAACUUUUUCAAUGAUUUUGUUGUGAUUAAUCACUCCGAUGGACCAACCGGCUCCACCUCUAAAAAUAACAAUAAUAAUAAUAACAAUCUCAUAAACGAUCCCAUAAACGAUCCCAUAAACGAUCCAAUAAAUAAUCCAAUAAAUAAUCCCAUACACAAUCCCAUAAAUAAUCCCAUAAAUAAUAUACAUAACAUAUCAAGUAAUAAUAUACUCAAAUCUCAUGAAUCUACUUCUGAAUCUCAUUCUCAUUCUUCCUCUCACUCUCACUCUCACUCUCACACCACUUCUACUCAUUUUAAUCCUAUGCUUAUCCAUACUUCUUCUCCAUCGAAACCUUUCUCUCUAGACCCUUUAUCUCACCCAAUUCCUCUAAGACUACUACCUUCAUCUAAUUCUCCAAACAGCAACCACGACUUAGACAUCAACAUCAACAUCAAAUCUGACUUAUCAAACACUGACGAUUCAACAAGCGACCAGAGUAACCAAAGUAACCAAAGUAAUCAAAGUAAUCAAAGUAACCAAAGCAAUAUUCCAACAAACACCAUAACAAUCGACACUGCAAUCACUUCUCCUGCAAACUCAACUGACUCCCUACUCAACCUAUCCCUCCCACCUUCCUACAACCACACCAUCAACCUAAACAUCCCCCAAUUUAACCUUCUCGACAACAACCAUCCCUCUCUUUUCUACAAAUCAAACCAACAACUAGACCUCCUACUAGACCAAAAUGAACACUUGAACAUAAUCAACAACAAAAUCAACCCUCCCCCUUACAUCCCAAGUCUAUACAAACUAAAUAUAGUCCUAAUCAAAUUCGAAAAAAACCCUCUAAACGACCUUCUAAAUGACGACAACAUCAUUCACAACAUCAACGAUCUAAACUACUGGCAAUUGGUCAUAAUGGAACUCAACUCAACCCAAUUGAACUUCUACAAGCUAAAUCUAAAUGAUUUCGAUCCCUCAGAUCUAAAUUCCUACGACGAAUACUCAAAAAUCAAAGAAAUCAAAUCUGAUAACGAUUUCAUCAAUUCAAAUUCAAAUUCAAAUUCAAAUUCAAAUUCAAAAAACUCUCCCUCCUCCAAAAAUUCAAUUUGGAAUAACAAACAACACUUUAAAAACUUUACUGGCGUUAACCUAUUUCACGCCAUAAAUAACGAAAAUGGUAUCAUCCCUCUAGGCUCUGCUACACAAUUCUCCCUCAAUUUCAAUAAAUCCUCAAAAAAAAUCCUAUCUCCUCCAAACAACUUUUACUCAAAAUUAAACAACUCAACCUCAAAUUUAAGAUCAAAAUUCAAACUACUAAACUCCUCUUUCAACUCUUCAACAAACAUACUAAAAAUAAACAACAAAUCAAGGAAAAACAGCUCUGCAAGCCUAAAUUUUAAUAACUUGGUCAACAACCUAAACACCUACAAAAUGUUAAAAAAAGUCAUAUCAAACCCUUCCUACUUUAUGGCCCAUGAUAAACUAGUCAAAUCCUUAUCCCUACAAUUCGGCAAAAUCGGCCUAGUUAAUGACUUUAAAUCAACUCGAAAAGAACACGAAUUUAUCACUAAACUAUUCGGUAACAUCAACUCUUACACUAUAUCAACAAAAAACAAUCUAAGUGUCUUCAACAUGAUCAGACUUCGUUUGGAAAUUUUCCAAAUCUUAAUCAAUUUCAAACAUCUAAAUGAACUCAUCUCCUGGUUCAAUUUAAUCAUCAACGGUAUUGACAUCUCCUCAGACUUAUCAAUAAGAGAAAUGCCCAAGUUUAAUAACGUCCCCAGAAGAAGAAGGAGAGUUCGCCAAUCAAAAAAAAAUAACCCCUUUGCUGUUGCCGAAAAAAUUAUCAAUAUCACAAGAUCAAGAAGAAAUACAACAAAUUCAAUUGCAAGAUCCGUUAACCAAAUAACUGCUCCUUCAGAAAAUCACUUUAAUAUCUCUCAGGCUUAUAAUCAAGCUACAAGAUCCUUUGUAAGUUUGGCAAGUGCUCAAAAUAAUUUCCAACAAAAUCAAAAUCAAAAUCAAAGUCAAAACUCAAACGGAAUUUACUCUGCUUCCUCACAAAGAAAUCAUUCAACUUUAUUCAAUUUUUUUGGUUCAGAGUUUUCUAACAAUACAAUUUCAUCUUCAAAUCUAAAUUUGAGUCCCAAUGCAAACCCUUAUUCAAACCCAUCUAAAUUUAAAACCGCUUCUUUUUCAAAUCUUUUCAAACUCCAUUCAAAAAUUAGUUCAAGCAAUUUGAAUCCUAGAAAAUUAUCCGUUACUCAAAAUGCAUACAUCACUCCCACCAGCCCUAUUGACCCCAUCGAUCCCAUCGACUCAUACAAUGCCACAUCACCAACAAAAGAGGAAAAACAAAACACUAAAGGAAAGUUUGAGAAAACUCAAAAUAAAAUCGUAAACUCUAAUCAUCUAGAACCUCCCAAUUUUGAUACUUAUCAGAACAAAGAGUUAACAAAAUCAAACUUAUCGCUAAAGCUAGUUAAUAUUCAAUCUAAUGAUGCCACAAUCGUCCAUAAUGACAAUGACGAAACACUUGACGAUAAGACCAAUUGUUUAAGUGAUGGUUGUAAUAAUAUGCAUUUAUCUAAAGAAUUUCCUUUUGUUUUGAAUUCCACCAAUACAAGUGAUCACUCUGACAAUUCCAUUAAUGCCAAUUUUGAAAAAAACCACACUUCUACUUCAAAAAAUAAAUCCUCAAUUGAUACUAAAAUUCAAGAGACUCACAGCACUGAUAAUCUAAACAGUUUCUUUUCUUAUUCCAUACCUUCGCCUAUCAAGGAAAAAACAGAAGCAUAUCUGAUGAUGCCUCUAGUACAGCCACCAGCUAGAGUUGAUUUGUUUGGCGAAAGCUUUCUUAACAUCAACUCUUUUCCCGAUAACGAAGACAGUCGGUUUAGAUCAGAUUCGGCUACAUCUGGAGCAGAGUCUAUUCAUUCUAACAAUUCUCACAUCAGCUCAUUUGAGAGAAUUUUAAGUUCGAUUGAAGGCGAAUCUCAAGAAAAAUAUCAAGUUCACAAUAGGAAAUUUUCCUUGGAAGAAUCAAUACUUGAAGCUAGCAACAGUAACAUGUCAGUCUCUGGAUUAAAUAAAACAGUUGUUUUAUCCUCAGACAAAAAUAAUGAAACUUUGCAGUUUUCUUCAAGCAAUCAUACAGAUUUUUUCUCUCUUGAAAAUGCAAACCUAAAUUCAAAUUUAAAUUUAAAUUCAAGUUCUAAUGCAAAUACAAAUAGAGCUCUGUAUGAUCAUGAAAGCCAAGAGGAAGAGGAUGAAAGAGAUGAUAUUGAAGAAGUGGAAGGCUAUGCCGAAGAAGAUGACGAUGAUGAAUUUAAUGAUUUCAUCUUUAAUAUUGCCGACAGUUAUGACAACACUGAUGAAGAAAAAUGGUCACCUAUUGAUCAUUUACCAUCUAAAAAAAGAGUUGUUAAGGAUGCUUUGAAAAGUAUGAGUUUUUUGAGAGCUAACGAUUCAUGGCUUAAUGCUCGACUUGUUAAGGAAGUUUCUGGUCCUCCUAAACAUGCGCUUAUUAAUAGUGCAUAUCACAGAAGAAUUAAACCUUAUAAUAAUACUUCUCAAAUACUCGAAUCAAAAUCCAAUAAAGAAAACAGUGCAUUCAACAGAAAUUUCAACGAUUACUUUGUGGGGUCUUAUGGCUUGAUACCAAUAUAGAAAUGGUCUAUUUUGAUACUAAUAGUACUGGUAACUAUUAAAGCACUUUGCAUGAACCUUUAGCAUUUAC